UCGUUAACUUUUAAUAAUCUCAAUGGAACAAUCGGAGCACUUAGGCGAAAGUCUAGUGCUCCGUCAUUCGGUUGCAAUGAAUUAUUCAAGGGGAUUAAACUUUCAUUCACGUUUGACUCGUGUCGUUUCGGGGUUGCAGAUGAUCGAGCAACCGGAAAGGUGGUAUUUCCAUUGGGCGGACUGGCUGGUGUUCGUCUUGAUGCUCGUCAUUUCGGCAGCUGCUGGACUCUGGCACUUCCGUCGAGCCCAAAAAUCGAACACGGAAGAAUAUUUACUAGGGGGGAAUAAAAUGGGUCUAUUUCCGGUCUCGGCUUCUUUAAUCGCCAGCUUUAUUUCCGGCGUGACGAUACUCGGAACUCCUGCCGAGAUUUAUAACUUCGGAACGCAAUAUUGGAUCACUAUCAUUUCGAUAUUACUUUCCGGAGUCGCUGUCAGUACGAUUUAUCUUCCGGUCUUUACGACGCUAAGGCUCAAUUCCGCUUAUCAGUAUCUCGAGAUCAGAUUCAACCGCUCUGUCAGGAUUCUUAUUUCCAUGAUUUUUGUCAUCGACGUGGUGUUGUAUCUAUCAAUUGUAAUUUACGUACCUGCUCUGGCGCUCAACCAAGUGAGUGGCAUAAACGUUCAUCUGAUCGGAUGCAUCGUCUGCGGGAUUUGCGUGUUUUAUACGGUGAUGGGCGGCCUGAGAGCUGUGGUGUGGACCGAUGCUCUUCAGGUCGGUAUCAUGAUAGCAGCCGUGGUGACAGUUACGGCUUUAGGAACUUACGAGCUGGGAGGACCCGUCGAAAUCUGGCGAAGAGCCACGGAGGCCAAAAGAAUCCAAUUUCUGAACUUCGAUCCCUCGCCGUAUACAAGACACACGGUAUGGACGGUGUUGAUUGGUACUUGGUUGUACAGUACCGCAUACAUCUCUGUUAAUCAGACGAUGGUCCAGCGAUACAGGUCUUUGCCAGACACGAAGACAUCCCAACUUGCCGUAGGAAUAUUUACAGUUGGCGUAAUGUGCUUCAUCUCUACGUGCUGCUGGUGCGGUUUGGUUCUCUUGGCUUGGUGGGCCUCGCCAAAGUGCGAUCCGAGAGCAACCGGCCUGAUAACAGCUGACGAUCAGCUGUUACCAGCUUACGUGAUGGAGAUAGCCGGUCAUCUCCACGGGGUACCAGGACUUUUCAUUUCUGGGAUCUUUGGAGCAGCUCUGAGCACUCUUUCGGUUGGCCUGAAUUCGACGUCGGUGGUCCUCUUGGAAGACUUCGUGAAAGGCUGUUUCCAGCUGAAACCCAGCGACAGAUGUGCUGCGAUUUUUGUCAAAAUCGUGGCAGUAUCCCUCGGAGUAUUGGCUCUGGGCUUCGUCUUCCUCGUGGAAAAAUUGGGAGGCGUCCUAGCAGUCACCGGAAGUCUAGCUGCAAUCGCUGCUGGGACCAGCUUUGGAGUCUUCAGUUUAGGGAUGCUGUUCCCGUGGACCAAUUCUAAGGGUGCAUUUGUGGGUGCCAUUGCAGGAUUCGCGAUCGCCGGAUGGUCCAGCCUUGGAGCCAACGCCUCCCUGGGGUCCGGACUCCUGAUGCCCAAGAAACUCCCGGUGGACGUCUCCCAUUGUCCUGGGAACGUAACCGAAGAUUUCCUAAAACAGUUUAUGUUUCCUGACGAGGAGGAUGUGUUUCCCUUGUACCGGUUGUCUUAUCAUUGGUUCGCCGGAUUGGGGACCACAGUGGUCGUCGUAGUCGGAGGCUUGGUCAGCUGGAUCACAGGACCUACGGACCCUUCGACCAUUGACAGAACCCUUUUAUCGCCAGUAAUUCACAGAUUUCUCCCAGCACCGAAAUAUGAAGACAGCUCCGAGAGACGCCAAUCGUCGACUUCAACGGACACUCAGACGGCGAAUUUUUUGUUGAACGACAUCGCCAAGAAAACUGGAAGACCCAGUAUCAUCUCGGAAAAGGUCCGUCAAGUCGUGUCGAAUGGCCCGGUUACUUAAGAAGAGAUCGGGUGUCUUCGAAAAGAACUCUCAUCGGAGCAGCAGGAUCUGCUCAGGACGAUAAACCGGUAACGCGCGAAAUUGUUCUUUACAGAGUAUUCUUUUUUUUUUUGAUAAACUCUUUUGGAUCUAGAGAGAAAACGCGUAGCGUAGUCUUGGAAUUAUUCCUGCCAUUGCCGAACUUAGAUCCUAGGUAGCCCUCAUGACUAUGUACUCUUAUACGGCCACAGGUGCAUGCUACAGCGCAGUAUGUACUGGACAUCUUGCUUAUUGAUAU
Messenger RNA from Orussus abietinus, 2243 nucleotides. Its product is annotated as sodium-coupled monocarboxylate transporter 1. Gene Ontology annotation, molecular function: symporter activity. The transcript has 14 exons. The record is from RefSeq and is a predicted model, not a curated record. Gene Ontology annotation, cellular component: membrane. Bases 23 to 1966 code for a protein of 647 amino acids. Gene Ontology annotation, biological process: transmembrane transport; sodium ion transport. Lineage: Eukaryota; Metazoa; Arthropoda; Insecta; Hymenoptera; Orussidae.